This is a messenger RNA of Ceratosolen solmsi marchali, 434 nucleotides long. RefSeq lists its product as uncharacterized. The transcript has 5 exons. The coding region runs from base 1 to 393 and encodes 130 amino acids. Gene Ontology annotation, molecular function: serine-type endopeptidase inhibitor activity; protein binding. The record is from RefSeq and is a predicted model, not a curated record. Lineage: Eukaryota; Metazoa; Arthropoda; Insecta; Hymenoptera; Agaonidae.
AUGAUGUUUCACGCGUGCAGCUAUUUUUUAUUAUUUAUCAUUACCGUCGGUUUCUCCAAUGCACAGAGAGGUAAUGACAAAUUUUCGAAUCAAGAUGGCUUUGCCUUUCCCGGCGAGGCUGAUCGACCUCUAAAAUAUCCAAUUCAACCACAGAAUCCAAGUACUAAUAAACCUUCGGAACCUAUUGCAAAUGGAGUAACGACAGAGCCAUCGAUCCAGGAUUACAAUCAGUGUAUUGAUAAUUGUCCGGUUACCUCGGAGUACAAUCCCGUUUGUGGAACUGAUAACAUUGUUUAUAAUAAUCCUGGAAGUCUUAGUUGUGCACGAAACUGUGGGAAAUCGGUGGAAAUUGUAAAUUACGGCCGAUGUGAUAGUGGAGCUGGAAGAGGAUGACAAAAUUUAAAUGAUUGAAAAUAUAUUUUAAAAUAAAUAUU